This is a messenger RNA of Monosiga brevicollis MX1, 1854 nucleotides long. RefSeq lists its product as uncharacterized. Gene Ontology annotation, molecular function: ATP binding; ATP hydrolysis activity. The transcript has a single exon. The record is from RefSeq and is a predicted model, not a curated record. The coding region runs from base 1 to 1854 and encodes 617 amino acids. NCBI's taxonomy places the organism in Eukaryota, Choanoflagellata, Craspedida, Salpingoecidae.
AUGUUGCUCGAGCUGCACCAGUUUGGCCUGUCCGUCGGGUCGACGCAACUGAUUGAAAAUGCCAAUGCUCACAUUGUGGACGGUCAACGCAUCGCGUUGAUUGGGCCCAACGGCUGUGGCAAGUCCACGCUUUUGCGGGCCUUGGCUCAACCCAGUGGCUCCCCGCCAACGUUCGGGCACCAGUCGCCUGCGUCUGCCUCACCACGCGAGGCCACGCGCGGAGCACACACCGCUGACCCGGAGGUGGCCUUGACCAAACGCCAUGACUAUUUCCUGAUUGGCACGAGUGGGCUACGCGGCAGCUUGGCGCCAGCGUCGCGUGCUUCUGCCAAGGACGAGGCCGCCAAUGCGGACACAGACGAGGAGGCCUUUGACGAGAACAUUGGUGUGUUGCUCGUGGAGCAAGAUGAUUUGCACUGGACCCAUCUUCUUGGAUCGGCCGCUGGCACCGAAGCCGAGCUUCGUGAGAUGACCGUGCCCGAGGCCUUGGACAUGGCGGCGGCCGUCGGCGGCGAGGUCGCAGUCGAACACGCCGAAGCCUGGCGUCAGCUGGCUGUGGCCGCCGAUCACGUGCUCGAGUGGCGCACGGCCGGCUACGACUCGACCCCCAUCCAGGAGCUAUCUCCUGGCUCAGCCGUGCGUGCCUAUCUUGGCCUUGCGCUUCUUCGGCCAGGCGUUCGUCUCCUGCUUCUGGAUGAGCCGACCAAUCACUUGGAUCUGCCCAGCGUCAUGUGGUUGCAGGCCGCCAUUCAGGCCAGUGGCAAGGCUGUUCUGAUGGUGUCUCAUGAUACCGCUUUUCUGGAUGCCGUGGCCAAUCAGGUCUGGGCCAUUGACCCGGCCACCCAAACUUUAACGGUGGCACACACCACAUGCUCCAAGUUUCUUGCCGCCCGCGAGUUGGCGCUGCAGCAACAGGAAGUGGCCUACGAGGAACAGCAAGAACGACUCAAAAAGUUGACGGCCGUGGCCAACAAUCUCCGCUCAGCUUCGACGGCCGGCUCUCACAUGGUGAGCAAGGAUAACGACAAACUGCAGCGUGAUCUCAAGAGAGAUCGGGCCGGCCGUUCUGGUCGCAAGGCCAGCGCCAUGCAGGCUCGCAUAGAGCGUGAGCCAAUGGUGGAGCGCGUCCAGCGCCGCCGACCCCUGCGCAUCGUUUUGGACGCGCUGGCCCCUGACAACGACUCGGCCAUUGUCCUCGACCACGUGACGCUGGGCUAUGAUUCCGCUCUGCCGCUACCCAUCCCACCCAUUUCAUUGCGUAUUGACUAUGGCGAGCGUAUCGCCAUCGUGGGCUUCAAUGGAGUGGGCAAAAGCACACUGUUGCGCGCCCUCGUGGGUAUGCAAGCACCAUUGAGUGGCGAUGUGCGCCUGGGUCGUGCCCUUCGCCUAGGCAAUCUGACACAAGAGCACGAAACCCUGCCUCCCUCCCAAACACCGCGUCAGUACAUGGCAGAUUUAACCGGUCUGUCCGCCUUUGACGCUGGCGCUCGCCUGAUGCAGUAUGGCCUCACGGUGCGACAAGUGGACAGCUUGAUCGGGGAGCUCAACCCCGGGGCGCGCGCCCGCGCGCUACUAGCUGGCUUUGCGGCGCGGGCCGUCAAUCUCCUCGUGCUGGAUGAGCCCACCAAUCAUCUGGACACGGAAGCCGUGGCCGAGGUUACCGCCACUCUCAACUCUUAUGCCGGCACGGUCGUCGUCGUGUCCCACAGUCAGGAAUUUUUAUCCCAAUUACAACUGACGCGUAUCUAUCGCCUGAGUAGCGAUGGCCUCUUGGAGCUGGCCAGCCUUGCUGAUUUCGUGGAUCUCACGACCGAGGCCGUCCAAUCGGUUGUUGAGAAGUGCUGGCCCGCUUAG